CAGUUGCAGCUUUAUAAACAUAUGUAAAAAGAAAGAUGGGGUUGUCCAAAAUAUGGGUAUCAAGCCUUGUCACAAAAAAAUCAUUUAAAUAUAUAUGCAUUUAUUAUUUAUUGAGUAGAAAAAAAAUAAAAGCUCAAAAGCCCCAGACAGUAAAGGCUGCAGUUUGACCACCGGAACAGAAGGGGGCAGUAGCCGCUCUUAGAAAAUCUUAAACGUCGGAUUGACCCUGCAGGUCAGUGAAUGAGGACUGAAUGGCGGUUUAAAGCCUUGCAAGCGCGUGUAACAAUGAAAAACUGGCUUUAUUUGAUUCAUCUUUUCAGUAGAUAAGUGGCACUUUUCCCCGAUAUUGUCAGUCGGAUAGAACAAUGACUUACACGCACAUUUUAAAAGUCGUGCAGCAAACUGUGCGGAGCUCCGGGAAGACAUGUCUGCCCGUGCAGGCUGGCGUGUUUCUGUUCACACGCCGGACAGGAGCGCUCAUGCACGGCGCGUCCGUCCGCGGGUCAGAGGUUCUUCCGUCCUCCCUGAGCUGCCUCUGUCAAACACGAAGAAGCUUUUCUCUCCACCACGUUGUCCUCAGAAACAAAAGGGGCGCGGAGGAGAAGCACAGGUCUGUUUCUGCAUAUCAGAGUGGGAGUCCGAAAGUGUCCUCUGCUCAGAAAGUCAAAGAUGCUGGGAGAGACUUCACCUACCUGAUAGUGGUCCUCAUCGGGCUUGGAGUAACAGGGGGGCUUUUAUAUGUGGUGUUCCAAGAGCUGUUUUCCUCUACCAGCCCAAAUAAAGUCUACAGCAGAGCCUUUGACAAGGUCAAGUCGCAUCCAGAGGUUAUUGGGGCAUUUGGAGAACCAAUUAAAUGCUACGGUGAGACCACCCGCCGAGGGAGGAGGCAGCAAGUCAGUCAUACAGAGUAUGUAAAGGAUGGACUGAAGCACAUGAGACUUAAGUUUUACAUCGAGGGAUCAGAGCCAGGCCUGAAGGGAACGGUCCAUUCAGAAUCCAAAGAGAAUCUUGAAACUGGAAAGUAUGAAUUCCGUUAUGUAUUUGUAGAGAUCGACACCUACCCCAGACGGACUAUUGUUGUGGAGGACAACAGAUGAGUUUUUCCUACACUAAGAAGUUGCAUUUGUAAAGUGUUUUUUUUAUGUCUGUGAACUAAGUAAAUAGCUUUUCUUGAAUAUUUUGUUGUGAAAUUUUAAGAAAAAUAUUGAUUAAUAAAUUAUUGCUCAUUAUCAAUACAUGAAUAUUUUGUAAAUAAAAUUUAGAUUAAAAAAAAGUAUGUUUUUUUAUGUAUGAUCACACAUAAUAUAGAAGGAGUAAUGUGCUAAAAAAAAACUUUUUCUUUUUUUUCUCCAAAUACUUCUAAAUGUUAAUCUGGCUUCUUUUGUUGUGUUUUACCCCAUUCAGGAUGACUUUUUCCCUUUUUUUGUUAUUUCAAAUGUGAACUUUGUGUUGAGAAACGGUAAUCACCACAUGGAGGUGCAGAAUUGAAUGUGUAUUAAUAAUCGACUGAAAUUUGUAGUAUUCCUAAUUGAUUUAGAUAACCUGUUUAAGGAGAUAAAACGGUUAACACCAAAAUAAUAAACAUUUGCAGAUGAAUUUUGCAGUCUUAUUUACUUUACUCAAGUUCAAUAAAUGUGUUCCCAAAUUUUGUAUUUGCAGUUUUUGGCCAAAAAAAUAAAUAAAAUAAAAAUCA
This is a messenger RNA of Oryzias melastigma (Indian medaka), 1693 nucleotides long. RefSeq names its product translocase of inner mitochondrial membrane 21 (gene timm21). The coding region runs from base 366 to 1097 and encodes 243 amino acids. Gene Ontology annotation, biological process: protein import into mitochondrial matrix. The record is from RefSeq and is a predicted model, not a curated record. The transcript has 6 exons. NCBI's taxonomy places the organism in Eukaryota, Metazoa, Chordata, Actinopteri, Beloniformes, Adrianichthyidae. Gene Ontology annotation, cellular component: TIM23 mitochondrial import inner membrane translocase complex.